UAUAAAUUAAAAAAAAAAACUUAAGUGUAAAUAAAUUUCUUCUUAUUAAUAUGGUACAAUCAGUGCAAAAAAUGAUUUUUAAGUAUUGAAGAAAUACAUCAUUUUUAAUAAUUUAUUAGUUUGUUUUCUUGACUGGUGAUUUCAUCAUAAUGUUUAUUUACAUCUUAUGGUGGUUCAUCCUCUUAGUAAACGAUGUGAGAGGCGUUAUUGUACCAUCAAAAAUGAUUCGGCAUUUAAGUAGGCACGUUGAUGACGCUAUGAACAAAUAUGAUCAAAAAGAAUUAGCCAUACUCAAUACUGGAAUACAAUUGAGUAAAGAUUCUCCAUCUUGGUUUUUGAGCUUAUCUCACGAGAUAUCAGACGCCGCAAAAAAUCUUUCUAAACAAGCGCUGAGAAGCGAAACAAUGGCGAUCAUGAUGGUUGAAGCAUUUAAAAUGACUCCCGAAGAUGCAAUUGAGCUGUUACCAACGGUGACCUUAGGCUCGGGUGUCUGCAGUGAUACUAAUGCUUUUAGAAAUAUUGUUAUGGAAUGUAAAAACUCGAAUAUUAAAUAUAGAACUUACUCUGGUAGGUGUAAUAAUUUAUUACAUCCAUCUUGGGGAGCAGCUUUAGAAAGUUACUCAAGAAUAUUACCGGCAGACUAUCAAGAUGGUGUGUCAUUGCCACGAUUAUCCGUACCAAGUGCACGGGAGAUAUCAAUUAAUGUCUUCUCUCAUGGUAUUGAUAUUAAACAUCCUUAUUUGAUGGCGAUAACAACUUUAUUUGGUCAAUUUAUUGCCAAUGAUUUGGCUCACACGCCUAAAAUGGUCUUACCAAAUGGGAAGAAAUUUAAAUGCUGUAAUGUAGAUUAUGAUAAUUUUCAUCCUGAGUGUUUUCCUAUUCCAAUGGAAAAUUAUCCAGGUUGUAUGGAAUACACAAGGUCUGCCCCACAUCCUGGAAAUAUUUAUCAGGGUUGUAAAUUAGGAUCAAGACAACAAAUGAAUCAAGCAACAUCGUUUUUAGAUUUAUCACCAAUCUACGGAAACUCUGAACAAAUCACAGCUAGUUUACGUGCCAAUAGAAGUGGUCUUUUCAGUACCCAAAGAAAAAAUUUACCAGUGCCAUUAGAAAAUUUAGACAAUUGUCGAAAUAGUAAUAAAGCGCUUCCCUGUUUCUUCAGUGGAGAUUCAAGGAUCAAUGAGAGUCCUGGAAUAACUUUAAUGCAUGUUUUAUUUUUACGUGAGCACAAUAGAAUUGCUAAGCAAUUAAAUGUGCUGAAUCGACACUGGAAUGAUGAAAAAUUAUUUCAAGAGUCACGGAGAAUCGUUAUUGCUGAGAUGCAGCAUAUUACCUACAAUGAAUUUUUACCAGUUAUCUUUGGUGAAAGUAACCUUGAUAGAUAUAGACUUCGCUUAACUGAGCCUGGUGCUUUCACCUCUUACGACCCAAGAAUUGACCCAACCCUACCGAACGCUGUUGCUUCAGCAGGAAUUUUUUUCUUUUUUGCUCUUACACCAAAAAUCGAUUCUAUGGAGAGUCGGAUAACUUCUAAAUCUAAUGAAAAAUUUACACAUUCAAAUUUUUAUGCUCCUCAAGAGUUGUACGAAUCAGGAGCUGUUGAUCGAUUAAUUACUAGUGUAACUGCUGAAAAUUCAAGGAAACCAUUCGGAUUGAAUGGAAUACUGUUGAAAAGAUUUUUAUACGAUGAAAAAACUAAUGAAGUCGUGGACUAUGUUGCUCGUGUUAUACAAGAAGGACGGGAUCAUGGAUUACCACGAUACAUUAGAUGGCGAUCAUUUUGUAAUCUUCCUCAAGUUAAAACAUUUACUGAUCUUUUAAAUAUAAUGAGCAAGGAUAGCAUUAAACGGCUUCAACGUGUUUAUAGGAAUGUAGAUGAUAUUGACUUAAUAACAGGCGCUUUAUUAGAGAAACCCUUCAAGGAUUCAGUAAUGGGACCAACAUUUCUUUGUUUACUGGGCACUGCCUUCAAAAGCGUGCGCUUGGGUGACAGAUAUUGGUAUGAAAAUACUAAAACACCAGGUGCUUUUACAAUUAAACAAUUACAUGAAAUCCGUAAAACUACAUUAGCUAAAUUAUUAUGUGAUAAUGGAGACACAUUGAAACGUGUACAACCAAAAGUGUUUCUUCUUGAGGAUUCUUUCUUAAAUCCGGUGACAGAUUGUAUGUCAUAUCAAAAACAAAGCAUAGAUCUAACAGCGUGGACAGAAUAAUUAUAAAAAUUUUUAUGAACUUGAAGAAAAUGUUCAACGUAUUAAUUUUUUUAUACCCUCAAUUG
Messenger RNA from Cotesia congregata, 2275 nucleotides. The record is from the annotation of a GenBank genome assembly. NCBI's taxonomy places the organism in Eukaryota, Metazoa, Arthropoda, Insecta, Hymenoptera, Braconidae.